AUGUUUAAAAAUUUGAGAUUUAUAAAGGGAAAUCUCCCUAGAAGUUCCUCAAAAUUUAACUGGAAAUCCAUAAGAAGAUUCAAUUCAAUCAGUCAUACUAAAAAUCAAACAAGUUUUCGUGCUUCAGUAUAUGUUGUUCUAACUUUAAGUGCUUUGGCUUUGUAUGGUAGUGGUGACUUUAUCAGACUGGACACUGAACAGAGAGGCUUGAUUCCAGCUGAAGAAGUUAAGGAGCACAAUUCACUUGAAAAGGGGCUUUGGGUUGCAAUCAAUGGAACAGUUUAUGAUUUAACUGAAUUUGCACCACAACACCCUGGUGGGCUUUCAGUCAUAUUGAAACACGCCGGAUACGAUGCAAGUAAAAUAUUUGAUCAGUUCCAUUCAAAAGAUGUUAUUCCAAGAUUACUUCCGCCCGAGAAAAAACUUGGUACCUUGGAUGGAACUUUAGAUGAAUUAGAUGAGCCUCUUGUUACAGACGAGGCUGAACUAGAAGAGAGGAGAAAGCAGAAACCGCAUCUCUGCUCCAUUUUCAAUAUAAAUGAGUUUGAGUAUGUUGCAAAGAAGCUUUUGCCGGCACAUGCAUGGGCAUAUUAUUCAGGAGGCUCAGAUAAUGAAGUUACCCUUCGAGAAAAUCAUUCUGCUUACGAUAGAAUCUUUUUCAGGCCGAGAGUUCUAGUUAAUGUUGAUGACGUAGACAUUUCUACAGAAAUGUUGGGGGUCAAAACAGAUGCUCCUUUUUAUUGUUCUGCUGCAGCUCAAGCUAAACUAGGGCACCCAGAUGGUGAGCUAUCAAUUGCUGAAGGAUGUGGAAAAGAGAAUAUUUUUCAGAUGAUCUCUAACGCAGCUUCUUACACCUUUGACGAAAUAACCAAUGCAGCUUUGCCAAAUCAAAACCAAUGGUUUCAGCUUUACGUUGAAAAAGAUAGAAAGACUAGUUUUGAUCUGAUCAAGGCUUGCGAAGAAAAGGGUAUUAAGGGAAUAUUCGUGACGGUUGACAGUGCCGUCUUUGGUAGAAGAGAAAAAGAUUUGAGAUUUAAAAUCACUGAUGUUGAAGAUAGUGAAGAUGUGGAGUCUAAUUAUGUAAAGGAUGACUUCAUUUUGUCUUAUAAAGACAUUGGACUCACUUGGGAUGAUAUUGGUAAAUUUAAGAGAGCAACAAAUAUACCCAUAGUGAUAAAAGGCGUACAGCGGUCUGAAGAUGUUCUCUUGGCCAUUGAACAUGGCGUUGAUGGAGUUGUUUUGUCUAAUCAUGGUGGCCGUCAACUUGACUUUUCACGAGCACCAGUUGAGGUCUUAGCUGAAGUCAUGCCCAUAUUGAGAGAUAAAAAGCUAGACAACAAAAUUGAAAUAUUUGUUGACGGUGGAGUUAGAAGGGGAAGUGAUAUUAUCAAAGCUCUUUGCUUAGGUGCUAAAGGGGUUGGACUUGGAAGGCCUUACUUAUAUGCUAAUGCAGGGUAUGGUAAAUAUGGUGUUAUUAAGGCUACUAAACUUUUGAAGGAAGAGGUCAUUAGAGACAUGAAAUUACUUGGCGUCACGAAAAUUGAAGACUUAUCUCCAGAUUUGGUCGACACGCGCAAACUCUUCUCUGGAUUCAAUGAUAGGGAUUCUUCAGAAGCCGUAUAUGAGCGUUUAACUUUACCAAAGUUUCAGGACGAAGACUAA
Molecule: messenger RNA, 1662 nt
Organism: Priceomyces carsonii
Lineage: Eukaryota; Fungi; Ascomycota; Pichiomycetes; Serinales; Debaryomycetaceae
Product: FMN-dependent alpha-hydroxy acid dehydrogenase
Exons: 1
Coding region: 1-1662 (553 amino acids)
Biological process (GO): lactate metabolic process
Molecular function (GO): L-lactate dehydrogenase (cytochrome) activity
Source: RefSeq, a predicted model, not a curated record